Entelurus aequoreus (snake pipefish) is the source of this 2310-nucleotide messenger RNA. Its product is annotated as cytotoxic granule associated RNA binding protein TIA1-like. The record is from RefSeq and is a predicted model, not a curated record. Gene Ontology annotation, molecular function: mRNA binding. The transcript has 12 exons. Bases 243 to 1394 code for a protein of 383 amino acids. Lineage: Eukaryota; Metazoa; Chordata; Actinopteri; Syngnathiformes; Syngnathidae.
CCUCGGCCGCUCCGCCAUCUUUGUCGGCUGCCCAUUUCUCCAUUGUUCGCUCAGGAGCUUCCCUCGGCGGCGGCGGCGGCGGCGGCAUUUUAGUUCCUACUGCGCCACAUUAAAAAAAGAAAUUAAAAAAAAAAACGACAAAAAAAAAGAAAGAAGAAGAAACAAGCGGUCGGUGUCACAGGCGAGCUGCCCGCGACGCUCGUGGAUUAGCACCCCGCGGUUGCGACACGUUCUCGGCCAGGAUGGACGAUGACCAGCCUAAAACGCUGUACGUGGGGAACCUGUCGCGGGAUGUGACAGAAGCCCUCAUCCUGGAGCUGUUUGGCCAGAUCGGACCCUGCAAGAGCUGUAAAAUGAUCGUGGAUGUGAGUUCAACAGCAGGUCACGAUCCCUACUGCUUUGUGGAAUUCUAUGAGCAUAGACACGCCAUGGCCACCAUUGCGGCUAUGAACGGUCGGAAAAUUCUGGGUAAGGAAGUCAAAGUCAACUGGGCAACGACGCCGACCAGCCAAAAAAAGGACACCAGCAGUCACUUCCAUGUCUUUGUCGGAGACCUGAGUCCUGAAAUCACCACAGACGACAUAAAAGCUGCAUUUGGUCCUUUUGGGAAGAUAUCUGAUUGUCGGGUGGUGAAAGACAUGGCCACCGGCAAGUCCAAAGGCUACGGCUUCGUGUCCUUCUUCAACAAAUGGGACGCCGAGAACGCCAUCCAGCAGAUGGGAGGCCAGUGGCUGGGAGGAAGACAGAUCAGGACCAACUGGGCCACACGGAAGCCCACGCCCAAAACUACCAAUGAAACAAGCAACACGAAGCAGCUGUCUUUCGACGAGGUGGUGAACCAGUCCAGUCCCAGUAACUGCACCGUCUACUGCGGAGGAGUGACAGCAGGUCUCACAGAGCAAAUUAUGAGACAAACUUUUUCACCCUUUGGCCAAAUCAUGGAGAUACGUGUUUUCCCCGACAAAGGCUACUCCUUCGUGAGGUUCAACUCCCACGAGGCGGCCGCCCAUGCUAUCGUGUCUGUAAACGGCACAUCCGUGGAAGGAUACGUGGUCAAGUGCUACUGGGGCAAAGAAACCACAGACAUGGUCAGCCCCAUACAGCAGGUACAGAUGCCACAGAGCACGGUGAGCUUCGCGGCGCAGCCCUACAGCCAGUGGGGGCAGUGGUACGGCAACACGCAGCAGAUCGGUCAGUACGUGCCCAACGGCUGGCAGGUGCCCAGCUAUGGCGUCUACGGGCAGACCUGGGAUCAUCAGUGCUACAACCCUCUUCCUUCUGGCGCCGGAUGGACCGGCGUCGGCGCCGUGAGCAACGGGGGCAUGGUGGAGCCCGGGCAGGGGGUCAACGGCACCGUGCUCGCCAACCAGCCGGCGGGCUACCACACCCACUGAUCACGUGGACGACACCCUGGAGCGGAGCGCCACAUUACGUCUCUCGCUCUUUCUCGUCAACACGUUAUUCUCUCGUUAAGGACGCUGGUCGGGAAUGUUAUCGUUAGCUUACCCCCCCUCUCUCCGCCAACACAUUGUGAGGAGACCUAGCAUCUUCUCUACAUCAUAGUUUGGUCUAAAAAAACAAGACGGUGACCUAAAAGCGUCAAAAUGGCUGGGUUUUGUUUGCAGGAGCCAAAGAGUUCACGCGCCAGACGUGAUCUUCAUUUUCCUCUCCCGAGCCAUCUUUUAGUCCAAGGAAGUUCUCAGGGUGUGGAGUCAUUCUGUGAAAUGUAGGCUAUCACUGAGUUAGCGGAGAAAAAAAACAAAAAUCCCUCCUCCUCCGUCACCGGUCCACACUUAGUGUGUGUGUGUGUGUGAUGCUUUUACACUCACCCCCCUUUCAUCACAAUUAAAAUAGACAAAUUGUCCUUUUCUUCUCUUUUCUUUUGUCACAGUGCUGACCUGUACAAAGAGCUUUUUUCUUUUUCUUUUCCCUGCUGCUUCAUUUGGGGCAGGGGGGGGGCAGCGUCUAAGAAAUGUUGCAGUGACCUUUUUAUGUUUGUUUAUAAAGCGUCGAGUGGCGGUCAACUCUCAUCUUUAUUUAAAAAAACCCAACUAUUUUCAACAUCUGGACUAAACCGCAGGGAAUACUGCCACGCUCGUCUUACUCACCGGCAGACAAAUAUUGCACAACUACUUAAAAAAAAAAAGGUUAACUCAAUUUGAAGUACUUUUUUUUUUUUUUGGCUAUUUUUUUUUGUUUUGUUUGGCAUUCCACCUUUUUUUUGUAAUAUCAUUUGGAAGUCUUAUUGUAAAUAACCAAGCGGUCUGUUCAAUUGUAUCUGUAUAAAGACAUGUGUGUUUGCCUUUUGGA